CCGCGCCGUGUCCCCCCCCAUCACCCCCAUCACCCCCCCCCCAGUGCAACGUGGGGCGGGGCCGGUGCGUGAAGAUGGCAGCGCUGAGCAGCGAGCCGCUGGGGCUGGAGCGGGAUGUGGCGCGCGCCGUGGAGCUGCUGGAGCGGUUGCAGCGAAGUGGGGAGCUGCCCCCCCACAAACUGCAGGCUUUGCAGCGGGUUCUGCAGAGCAAGUUCUGCUCAGCCAUCCGCGAGGUCUAUGAGCAGCUCUAUGACACGCUGGAGAUCGCGGGCAGCGCCGAGAUCCGGGCCCACGCCACGGCCAAGGCCACGGUGGCGGCGUUCGCGGCGAGCGAGGGCCAUGCCCACCCCCGGGUGGUGGAGCUGCCCAAGACGGACGAGGGGCUCGGCUUUAACAUCAUGGGGGGCAAGGAGCAGAACUCGCCCAUCUACAUCUCCCGCGUCAUCCCCGGCGGCGUUGCCGACCGGCACGGCGGCCUCAAGCGGGGGGACCAGCUGCUGUCCGUCAACGGCGUGAGCGUGGAAGGGGAGCAGCACGAGAAGGCCGUGGAGCUGCUGAAGGCGGCCCAGGGAACGGUGAAGCUGGUCGUUCGCUACACGCCCAAGGUGCUGGAGGAGAUGGAGGCUCGGUUCGAGAAGAUGCGCACGGCCCGCCGGCGCCAGCAGCACCACAGCUACUCGUCUCUGGAGUCGCGGGGAUAGCAUCCGUCUCGUCCCGUGCUGGGGAGGCCAGGGGCCCCCCAGGCCCAGCCCCCUAAAGAUUCCGUCCCCCCCCCCCCCCCCAGUUUUCGUGUGUAGCUGGGUCUAUUUAUCCGGCCUGUGCCGGCCCCGCCGUGAACCGUAUUUAUUCCCUUAUUUAAAUCUGACCCCUGUGCGUGAGCCGGUGUGAAUCCGCCUGCCGGCCAGGCUGUGGGGAACAACCCCCAAGCUCUGAGAGUCGGAGAGGGUGUGUGAGGGAGAUCCUGGCUUACGGGCAGGGAAGGGGGAGCGGGCUCCUGGAGAAAUUCACUCCCCCCAAACCACCCACCUUACAGGAUUCUCCUUCACUUCCUGUCCCAAAUUCCUGUGCAUCUUUGCCUGUGCACUCCACCCCAGAGGGGCUAUGUCCCAGCGCUGGGCGAGGAGUCCCUGUAUACCCAGCCCCAGCGCCCCACCCCACAGCCAGCCACAUCUCAGCGCCGGGCGAGAGGUCCCUGUGUACCCAGCCACAGCACCCCACCCCACAGCCAGCCGCAUCUCAGCGCCGGGCGAGAGGUCCCUGUGUACCUAGCCCCCCCCGUGCCCCACCCCAGAGGGGCUGUGUCCCAGUGCUGGGCGAGAGGUCCCUGUGUACCCAGCCCCAGCGCCCCCCCCCAGAGCCAGCCGCAUCUCAGCACCGGGCGAGAGGUCCCUGUGUACCCAGCCCCCCCGUGCCCCACCCCAGAGGGGCUGCAUCCUAGCAUGUUGAUGAUGCAGUUUAGAGAGUGGCCACCAGGUGGCGACUUUGCUGCUUAACUGGGGGGGGGGGCGGGGGUGACACUUGGGGGACACUGGGCUUCAGGGUGUGUUGGGCAUUGGUGCCCCACACUCCCGACCUGCAGCCCCCUCCUAGCCCAGCCCUGGGCUCCCCCCCUCCCCCAAGUUCUGCCUGUGCCCCUCCCGAGCCGCAGCAUCAUUUCUGGUCCCUAGGACCCCCCCAUAUCUCCCUUGCCCUGUCCUUUCCAAGGCAGGGGGCACAGAGGCCGGGGGGCUGGGCUCCCCUCCCGCCUCCCAGAUCAGGAGGGGGUGCGGGAAACGAGCUUGGGAAUCAGGGACACGCCCGUCCCCCUGGAGUGAGUCACCCCCUCAAGUCAGUUUUUCUGGUUUGGCCGCUGGGUCUGCCAGGGAAAGACGGGGGUGAAAUUCCCAGAGAAGGAGUCAGAGGGUGGGGCUGGGCGGCAGGACUCCUGGGUUCUCUCCCCAGCUCUGGGAGGGGAGUGAGGUCUAGUGGUUAGAGCAGGGGGGCUGAGA
Mauremys reevesii (Reeves's turtle) is the source of this 1988-nucleotide messenger RNA. It is a transcript of the gene LIN7B, whose product is annotated as lin-7 homolog B, crumbs cell polarity complex component. Gene Ontology annotation, cellular component: synapse; cell-cell junction; basolateral plasma membrane. The transcript is spliced from 6 exons. The record is from RefSeq and is a predicted model, not a curated record. Gene Ontology annotation, molecular function: L27 domain binding. The coding region runs from base 75 to 701 and encodes 208 amino acids. Gene Ontology annotation, biological process: protein localization to basolateral plasma membrane; neurotransmitter secretion; maintenance of epithelial cell apical/basal polarity. NCBI's taxonomy places the organism in Eukaryota, Metazoa, Chordata, Testudines, Geoemydidae.